AUGGCUGCAGCCGCGGGUGCCGCAGGGGCGGGCGGGGGUCCCUUGCUGAAGAGCGGCCAGCGCAUUCUCGUCCAGUGGCGCGCCAACGAGCCUUGGCAAGCCCGAGGUCUGGUGGCUCCAGUGACGACUGGGGAGUACGAGGAGUGCGCAGGCGAGGAGGCCCCCGAGGGCGCCGUUCAGAGAGUCCUGAUCUGGUACGCUGUCACUCCAGACGGGGAUAUCUACCCGCACUGCCUGCCCCCCCCCGCGGUGGCGGGGGUGGUUCCUUGCGACGCGACGGGCCAGCCCAACCGCGCCCUCGGCAUGGGCGCUCGACUGCCUCGGGGGAAUCCUCAGAUCUACGGGCGCCAGUGGCAGCUCGACGCGAGGCAGUUCUUGGGCGCCCUGGAGUUCGUGACGGGCGAGGAUUACGGCGAGAAGAUACGCGAUCAAUGUCGGAGACAGGAGGGCCGCGUGCAGCUUUUGGGUUCUCUGGUUCCGAGUGAGUGGGUGGGGAUCGCGGAUGCCCUCCCCGACCCCGCGCCCGACAAGUGGGUCCAGGUAGGUUCGUCUGACGGAGCUGGCCGCGCUGUGUUGCGCGACCUUGGCGUUGACUACGGAGUGGUGUGCUCGGGCCUCGCUAUGUGCAAGAAAGGCGAGCAGACCUUCAUCGUGAAGAUCUCCAGUGGCGGGGGCGCGGGUCUUGGCGCCCGUGUUCUGGCUGUGGUGGAGGACGCAGACGGAGGUCGGCACCUUCCGUUUCGUGACGCUACCCGCUUGAUGACGGUCACCGAGUGGGCCAAGUGGCCCCUGCAGGUGAAUCUCACGUCAGCGGACCCCGCGGUGGCGGAGCAUGAGUUCUGCAUGCGGGUGGUCCAACUGGCGGUGCACUAUGACCAGUUGAACAUAUCUGAGCUGGCGGCGUUCGAGCUGGUGCUUCGAC
This is a messenger RNA of Prorocentrum cordatum, 922 nucleotides long. The record is from the annotation of a GenBank genome assembly. Lineage: Eukaryota; Dinophyceae; Prorocentrales; Prorocentraceae.